This is a messenger RNA of Amoebophrya sp. A25, 1076 nucleotides long. NCBI's taxonomy places the organism in Eukaryota, Dinophyceae, Syndiniales, Amoebophryaceae. The record is from the annotation of a GenBank genome assembly.
ACAACAGUCAAAUGGGCACGUUGCUAGUUGCGACUCACGCUGUUCUUCGAGGAGCGCACGCUAGCAGUAGCUCCACGUCUUUGGCUACAGGAGGCCCGACAACGCAAUUAACAUCGCAGGGAGGCCCAGGAACGUAGUAAGUUUUAUGAUUUUUGGUUUUCGUUUUUUCUAUUUAGUUAGGUCUGCUCCACCACAAGAAUCAAAUAUAUAACAUGUAGAAGUUCAUCAAGUUUCUCUUGCUGUUCUUGUUCCGCUUUUGGUCUUGCAUGCAAUCGAACUUGUUGAAGUGAUUAUAGGUCAAAAUAGAGUAGUAGUGGUUUUAAUACACUUCGUGUAGGAGGCUGGAUGCACUAGGACAGAAACAGAUGCAACCGCAAUGCGCUUGAGAAUCCGACAAGAAAAGAGAAAGAAAAUAGUCGUCCUAUCGAUUCUCGUCUUCGAGUGUUUGUAGGCAUACGAGUGGUCUGUGAAUGAAUGUUGUAACCAUUGCAGGGCUCGGGUUGCGCUUGCGGGUUCUAUUGCACCUGGGAAAAAGUGGUCGUCUUCUGUUUGCUCCGCACUGACACUAUGGCGCGCACGAGGCGGAGACCAACUCUCUGAACAAAUUUGGUCCUUGAGCCUUUCCUCACACAUACUUUGUGUUGCUGGAGACCUUGUGGAAGAUGCUUUCUGUGGUUUAGAGAAUGGUCAGAUAGUGUAUCGCCGAGCGUUGGGCGCCCCGGAACAAGAGUCGAGUAGCAGAUCGAUUUCGAGCAGCGUAACAAGCGACGGGGUGCAUUUGAAGAUCAAGUCUUCCUCCGCUUACCCUAGCCAGACAAGCUGCUCUAUUUCUGGUUCUUCAGGGUUUCCCUAUCAAGGCAAUGCGGGUUCAGCACAGCGAAACACAAGCCUGUAUCUGCCCAACGCAACUGCGGAAACGGGGGACGGUAUCACAGCGAUGUUGUAUGACGCGCAAGAGAGACUUCUUCUUUGCGGCACGUCAACUGGGCGCUGCUUUCUCUACUCCAUGGCUCUACAGCGCGUUGUUGGGGAGCGCUUAAGAGGCGCAGCAGCGGCUGACUACUCUUCGCCUGGGG